UGUUUUGAUGUAGAACUUUUAAUCGCAAAUCUGCCAAUAUUUUUUUCUUUUAAACUAUACAGUACAGUAAGGGUAUUCCAUGUUUUGACCAUUUCAGUUCCAAAUUUUAAUUUCUGUCUAUUCACUUUAAGAUAUUGACCUAAAAUUAAUUUUAAAUUGGGAAAACAUCUGUUUAUACAGCUUUGUUAAAAAAAACAUAUUUAAAAGGACAAUGUUAUGAACAUUAACCUGAAAUCGGAUACAUUUUGUCAGAAAUCAUGAUUAAAAAAUAUUAGCAGUAAAUCUUGAAAACGAUACAUCUAGGCCUUUGUUUAUAAAAUGUUAUUGCUGCGUCUUUUUGAAACACCCUAUAUAAUAAAGUUUGAAUUAAAAAUAGAAAGUCGCCGACUUAACAGCAAUUUGUCUAAUAUUACUCAUGAGCAAUCAAGGCCAUAUUAUAUUUUAAUUUUUAGUAUAAAAAAUUAUUUAAUUUAGUAGUUCACGCUACUAGAUGCCACGCCUAGCACUAUAAUCAGCGAUCGAAAGCCGACCAGUACCACCCUGCAUUUGAAAAGGUCAAACUAGACUAUACAGAAGACGAGAUAAUCUUUAACCUUUAUAUUCCGACUUCAUUGUCGGGUUAUCUACAAAAUAAAAAAAUAAUACUUUAACUGUUGAGACAAGAUGUUGUUCGGAAAAGUAGGAGUUCUUACUGCCAGAGGAUUUUUGAUAAAAAAGUCCUUCAGUAGAAGCACAAAACUGUUCAAAUAUGAGAAAAAGAUGGAAAACCCAUUUUACAGAACUGGACGAGUUUUGUUGAAUGAUGUAGUAAACUUUUAUGAUAAAUUAACCAACCCUAAGCCACGGCGAAUUGUUAAAGGAGUCCCGGUCCAUGCCGAUAUUAUUAUAAUAGGAGGAGGCGCAAUUGGCAGCUCAAUAGCUUACUGGCUAAAGGAAAAAACCAACCCAAAUUCCUUCGAAGUCUUGGUAAUAGACAAGGACUUAACCUUUAAAAACAGCGCAACAGCUUUGUCGGUUGGUGGCUUAAGGCAGCAGUUUUCACUACCAGAAAACAUUCAGAUGUCCCUUUUUGGGGCGGAGUUUAUUAGGACUUUGAAGGAUCGCUUUGGACCAUCAGCAGACGUAUGUUUUACACCCCAUGGAUAUCUUAUGUUGGCUAGUGAAGAAGGCGCAGAGCAGCUAAUAGAUAACAGCAAAUUACAAAAUGAAUUGGGAGCAGUGAAUAUUGUUUUGUCACGGGAACAACUAAAGAAUAGGUUUCCUUGGAUAAACGUAGACGAUGUGGCAGUUGGAUGUCUUGGUUUAGAGAAGGAAGGUUGGUUUGAUCCAUGGCCGUUGUUGCAGCUACUGAAGAAAGGGGCUGAAGAAAAAGCGGUCCAGUAUAUCAACGGGGAAGUUGUGGACUUUUUGUUUGAAAAAAGAGAAGAUCUUGUUAUAGAGGGCAUUCAUGAAACCACUUUAGAACAGAGUAAUACAUUAGUGGUAAAAAUGCCGAAUGGAGAACACAAGUUUAUUGAGUUUGCAUUGUGUAUAAUUGCAGCUGGGGCUGAUUCGGGUAAAGUAGCAGAAUUGAUUAAAAUUGGAACUGGAGAAGGAAUUCUCUCACUGCGGCUGCCUGUAGAACCACGAAAGCGAUACGUUUAUACUUUUGAUUGCGCAAAAGAUCCCCCAGGACUAAACACCCCAAUGACCAUUGAUCAUACAGGAGCCUACUUUAGACGAGAUGGUUUAGGAGGCCGAUUUAUCUGUGGAAUAUCGCCUGAUUCAUCCGAAGAACCUGAAACCACCAAUCUGGAAGUGAAUUAUGAUUUCUUUCACGAAAAGUUAUGGCCAGUUUUAGCUCACAGAGUGCCAGCAUUUAAUGCCAUCAAGGUGAAAGGAGGAUGGAGUGGCUUUUACGAAUACAACACAUUUGAUGAAAACGGCAUUGUUGGACCACAUCCUUAUUACACGAACAUUUAUUUGGCUACAGGAUUUAGUGGGCAUGGCAUCCAACAAGCGCCAGCAAUCGGGCGAGGAGUAGCAGAAAUGAUCCUGGAUGGCAAAUUUCAAACAAUAGAUUUAACCCGAUUAGGGUUUGAUCGCUUCAUAUUGGAUAAACCAUUAAUGGAAGCUCAGAUAAUUUAGGUCAAGGUAUGUAUAAAAUAUUCGAGACAAAUAUUUCGAAUAUAUUUGCCUUUUUAAAUGCUGCCACUCUGCAUAAUUCAACUGCAACCUGUGAUAAAAGCAUUUGCUUGAAUUAUAAAGAACAAUUUGUUGGUAGCAAUAAAGAAUGUUAAUGUUGAUUGGAAAUUGCAAAGGCAAUUCGAAAUGUACUUCUAUUGUAAAUAAAUUAUUUUAAGCGAAA
This is a messenger RNA of Dendroctonus ponderosae (mountain pine beetle), 2347 nucleotides long. RefSeq names its product FAD-dependent oxidoreductase domain-containing protein 1. NCBI's taxonomy places the organism in Eukaryota, Metazoa, Arthropoda, Insecta, Coleoptera, Curculionidae. Gene Ontology annotation, molecular function: oxidoreductase activity. The record is from RefSeq and is a predicted model, not a curated record. Bases 664 to 2127 code for a protein of 487 amino acids. The transcript has 8 exons. Gene Ontology annotation, cellular component: cytoplasm.